AUGCGGCCCAGCGGCGCGGCAACGUCGUGGGUUGUGGGGGCGGACGCGCAUCUCUACGACGACCUGGACGCCGCCGCCAUCCCGGCGCUCCUCGGCUCCUGCUUCGACGGCGAUAACGUCGAUGCUCAAGCCUGUACCAGCUCCAGUUCGCCGCGAAGAUAUCCCAAAUGGAAGGUUGGUGUUAUCAUUGGAAAUGCUGGAGAAACUAUAAAGCAUAUCCAACUUCAUUCAGGGGCAAAGAUCCAAGUAACAAGGGACAUGGAUGUUCAACCCGGGUCACGGACAAGAUUGGCUGAUCUUUCGGGCACUCCUGACCAGAUAAGCAGAGCUGAGCAGUUGAUAAGUGAUGUUUUUGCAAAGGCUGAUGCUGGCUCAUUUGGCACUAUCUCUAGUUGUGUUGAGCAAUUCCAGAUGCAAAUUGCUAACAACAAGGAUGGCAGGCACACCAUCAUCACCAACUCUGUUUUCUAUAAGAGUAGAGAUUAGGAGAUUUUUUAUGGACUAGUUAGUUGAUUGUGAUCUUGAGAUAGUCAAAGAUGUUUGGUGGAUUAAUUAAUCUUGAACAAUUUGGAUUUAGUUAGGUGGUUGUGAUACUGAACCAAAUUUCACGCUAGAUUAUGAGAUUUUAGUUGGAUUUAGAUAGGUGAUUGUGUCUUGAGAUGAUAAUCAAAUUUUUUUGGUGGAUUAUGAGAUUGUAGGUCUAGUAGAUGAGCAUGGUGAUUACUAUAUUGGUGAAUAAACAGAUAUUUAAUUUAGUUUGGAACAAUUUGGAUUUAGUUAGGUGAUUGUGAUCUUUUGAGCAACUUUUACGGUGGAUUAUGAGGUUUUGGUUGGAUAUAGUUAGGUGAUUGGGAUCUUGACAAGCUAGUAAAAGAUGUUCGGUAGAUUAUGUGAAUAUAGGUCUACUAGUAGGUGAGCAUGUUGGUUGUUUUAUUGAUGGAUAAAUAAUUUUUUAAUAAACUUGAAAAAGUUUGAAUUUAGUCAAGCGAUUGUGAUCUUCAACCAAAUUUUAUGAUGGAUUAUGAGAUUUUUGAUGGAUUAGUUAGUUGAUUGUGAUCUUGAGGAUAUAGUCAAAGAUGUUCGGUGUAUUAAUUAAUCUUAAAAUUUUUGGAUUUAGUUAGGUGAUUGUGAUAUUGAACCAAAUUUCUCUGUGAUUUUAGUUGGAUUUAGUUAGGUGGUUGUGUCUUGAGAAGAUAGUCAAAGAUGUUUGGUGGAUUAUGAGAUUUUAGGUCUAAUAGAUGAGCAUGGUGAUCAUUAUGUUGGUGGAUAAAUGAAUCUUUAAUAAAUUUGGAACAAAUUGGAUUUAGUUAGGCGACCGUGAUCUUGAGCCAAACUUUAUGGUGGAUUGUGAGAUUUAGUUCGGCUGCGCUCUGACUCUUCGUCGAGGAGCAUGCACAGUGCGGUGGUGCGGCGGCCUCAAAAGGUGGGGCACCGACACCUGCAGCUUGUGCACGCAUCUCCUGCAUCCCGCAACCUUCUCCUUCCCGGCACAGCAGGAGCAGGAGCAAGGAUGCCGAGGCGGUUCAGGAGAGAGGUGGGCCAAAGAAUUCCAUGUUCAACAGGAUGGUGCAAAAUUUUAGUUGGAGAUAGGCUGUGUAUGGACAUCAGGACAUGCAUGUUGUAGAUCUGCUUAUAAUAAUUUUGUAAUACUCAGAUUUGUUCAGAUUGGCUCAUUUCUUUAAGAAAUAUUAUGUCCCCUGUUUCAUGGCAGAAAAUUUUGAUUGCAUAAUAUUCACCUUCAUAAUAGCCAGUGCCAUCAGGCUGUAUACCUGUAUACCAAAUUAUUUGUUAAUCAUUACACCAUUGUUUUACUCAGUUGCAUUCUUGACUGCAGGUUCUUGACUAGAAAAAGGGUAAGCUGUGGAUUUUUUUUUGCUUCAGUCUCUGCGACUAAGUAAAGUUAUCAAUAUUUCCGUUUCAUAUUUGAUCCUUUUCAAGCUCCAUUGCUCUGGUGGAAGUGGCACACACUCCUCGCUGCAUUAUGUAUCGUAUUUGUGAGGGCUAUCUUUGUCCAGUUGGGUUUGUUUGCAAUUAUGCGGGCACUCGGCACAAUACACAUCUUCAGUCGUACUGCAAAUUCUCACUUAUUUGGCUUACUUGGUUAGUGUUUAAUGAUUCAUUUGGUUGUCAUGGCAGGAGGCAUUGUCGCUGCUCAAGAUCCUUCAGUGGUAACAAGAUUUAUCCAACUUCCUUACACACCACUAUUAGUUAUUACUCCCUCCGUCCGGGUUUAUUAGGCCUCUCAGCAUUACAAGCAUGUCCCCUUUUAUAAGGCCCCGCUUUGGAAAGGUGCAUGCAUGCAACCAUUUCAUUGGUUGUAUUAAAAGUCAUUGUUGUUGGUGUCAUGGCUGGAAAAUUAAUACACUUCAUGCCUGCUUUUUCAUUGGCUGCAUGCAUGUGAGAGAGUGCAUUGGGAGUGGAAUUGAAGAAUUAAUGUGAGCAAAUUACUAUGUAUCUUGGUCUAAGAGAAGUUGUCUUUAGGCCUAAUAAACCCGGACGGAGGGAGUACACGUCAGCAAUAACACAUAGGACACAAAUGCUAAAAUGCAAGAAAGCUCUGCGGCAAUUACAUGGUGUACUGAGAUGUGAUUCAUUUGAUAAGAUAAAGCACUUCCUGACACUGUUAGUUCUUAACAAUUUUAAGUGCUACAUUAGCCUCUCUAGGGGUUCAUACAACGAAGACAUAAAUCUUCUAUUUCAUCAGUCUGUCGGUCAUCUCUUCCACUGUAGUAUUGCCGAGACGCUCAACUCUGAUGAUUUAUGUAUAAUAAAGCAUUUAUUUUCCUUA
Molecule: messenger RNA, 2788 nt
Organism: Triticum aestivum (bread wheat)
Lineage: Eukaryota; Viridiplantae; Streptophyta; Magnoliopsida; Poales; Poaceae
Exons: 6
Coding region: 1-486 (161 amino acids)
Molecular function (GO): RNA binding
Source: RefSeq, a predicted model, not a curated record